AUGCUAGGCCCUGUUUUCUCGGAUGGUAUCUGUUCUUCUUGUGGCAAUGAAGACAAGACAUUAACAUAUACGCAGUUGAUCUGCAUCUCGGGCAAGCUCGCUGCUAUGAUCAUGGCCGUCAUUCUCAUUGGCGAUCAGCUGCUCAUCACCAUCGGAGACGCAGUGGCCUCGUUCCUGCGGCAGCCCGAAAGUCUGUCGGAAGCAGACACACAACGUCGUACGUCGCCUUCUGGUGCCAGUCGUUGCCGAACGGGGCCUUGGCUGCGUCUCGCUCUCAUGGGGUUUUUUUGUGUACACGUUCAGAGAAACGAAUCCUCGGUCACCAAAUUCAACCUUGACGCCAUGUUCAAGCUAGGCCUCGGCAACAUGCCUGCUACGUGGACGACAAGCCAAAGUGACCACAUCAUAAGAUACCCCGACGCUGAAAACCCGUCGACCUCAUACACGAGUGGUGCAGUUCUAGCCAACUUGCCCCUGAUCGCUCUCAGCUUUUGGUACCUCAUUUUCAACAACUACAUCACCCGGCUGUUUGUCGCGCUCGAGUUCCGAAGCUUUUCGACACGCCGUCGGGGCCUUCUAGUCAGCAAGCAUUCUAAAGAUACCAAGCAACGUAAAGUACAUUUCCUGCAGAUCCCUCUGAGGCACAGUCUACUCAACAUCGCGGUAUUUGUCCUCCUACACACCCUUCUAUCCCAGACUCUAUUCCUACGCAGAGUCUACGCCGUCUACCCGCAAUCCUUUGACAAUCCCAAUGACAUUGGUAAGAAGCUUGUCCCAAUGAUUGAAUAUUCGCCCUUGGCGAGUCUUGCGUUUGCCUCUUUGUCAACGGCUUUGGUGGUUACGGGUGUCAUCAUAGGUCUGCUCAAAAUCGACUGGAGGUUUCCCAAUACGGGCGGAGACUCGCUUGCCAUCGGGGCAGCUUGCCAUCCCCCUGAUGGCAUUAGCAAUACUGAAGAUGGUGAGCUUGCUGCCGGUACGGCCGCCAGGCGAAACGGGACGAAUAGCGCUGUGUUCUUAACAAGCAUCGCGAGUGAAGGUAGAAAGCUUCUAGACCUUGAAUUCUAG
Messenger RNA from Anthostomella pinea, 1065 nucleotides. Lineage: Eukaryota; Fungi; Ascomycota; Sordariomycetes; Xylariales; Xylariaceae. The record is from the annotation of a GenBank genome assembly.